This is a messenger RNA of Jaculus jaculus (lesser Egyptian jerboa), 576 nucleotides long. RefSeq names its product leukemia NUP98 fusion partner 1 (gene Lnp1). The transcript has 3 exons. The coding region runs from base 1 to 576 and encodes 191 amino acids. The record is from RefSeq and is a predicted model, not a curated record. Lineage: Eukaryota; Metazoa; Chordata; Mammalia; Rodentia; Dipodidae.
AUGGAGCACAGAGACGAUGACGAUGAUGAUGAUGAUGUGUCCUUUGCCAAGUGGAUGAGCAGUUUCUGGGGCCACAGCUGGAGAGACAAGGAUGAGAGAGGUCUCAGGGAGCACCAUCGACCACAAGAUGCCAGUUACAGGAAAGCCAGCCUGCCCUGUCCAUUUCCCGUGCUUCCCAGCAUUACAUCAUCUGACUGCUACCCUAGACGGCAUUCGCAUGAGGACCAAGAAUUCCAAAACCAUCCUCCCAUGUGGAAUUACAGAAAAUCCUCAGUGGAUGAGUCAUUCAGGAGGCCAGUGGAAUCCAAAAGAGGAUCUCAUCCCAAAAUUCAGGAAUUUUCAGAUUCCUUUGAACAGCAACUGUGCCUUAAAGCCAAACACACUGUCUCCUCGGGACCCAGGAGCAGAAAGGAGAGGAAUGGAAGACACAGCCUGAGGGCUGAAGCGAGAUCCUCUAAGAAAGUGGAGGGGGGGAGGAGCUCCAGGGAGGAGGAUCUCAGAGAGGGGCACAGGGCCCCCCUGGGUGAAAAGGGGCACGUCACAAAGGCGCAGGCCCCCGGGUGCUCCGAGCCCUAG